AUGAGUCUAUCUUCAAUUCCAACAAUAGCUCAACUAUUCAAGAAUGGUCAAUUAAAGUCAGCAAGCGGAAGCAAAUUACCGUCUUAUGCAUCUGUUUCUGAUCGAAUCUCAUUACAUCAAGGUGAUAUCACACAAUUACAAGUAGAUGCAAUCGUCAAUGCAGCCAAUGAAACAUUGCUGGGUGGUGGAGGAGUAGACGGUGCGAUUCAUAGAGCUGCGGGAAAAGAACUUUUGGCUGAAUGUAAAACCCUGAAUGGCUGUAAAACAGGUGAUGCAAAAAUCACAAAAGGCUAUCAAUUACCUGCUUCGCAUAUCAUUCAUACCGUUGGACCGGUUUAUGCAAAAGGUAGGACGGAAGAAAGUAAACGUGCUCUGCAAUCUGCAUACAAAAGAAGUUUACAAGAAGCUGCAAAGGCAAAACUUAAGAGUAUUGCUUUUCCUUCCAUCUCGACUGGUGUGUAUGGCUAUCCUAUGGAUGACGCAACCGAUGUAGCACUAGAAACUGUUGGAACGUUCCUGAACAGCAAAGAGGGUGAUUCUCUCCAACGGGUAAUCUUUUGCGUAUUCAGCGAAAAAGAUUUGAAAGUAUACGAAAAGCACAUUCCACAACAUUUCUCUGAUUGA
This is a messenger RNA of Meira miltonrushii, 624 nucleotides long. Its product is annotated as A1pp-domain-containing protein. Bases 1 to 624 code for a protein of 207 amino acids. The record is from RefSeq and is a predicted model, not a curated record. Lineage: Eukaryota; Fungi; Basidiomycota; Exobasidiomycetes; Exobasidiales; Brachybasidiaceae. The transcript is spliced from 2 exons.